AUGGCUCUCAAUCUCAAUGCUGGUCCAGCUAUAGCAGCCAUAGGAAUCAUAGGCAAACAUGACAACCCACUACACAUCUCACACUUCCCACCCCACCAAAUCGACCCUCUGCAGAUGCUGUUCCUGAUCAACUCAUGUCUCGACAUCUUCGCCCUGCGCGCAUCCAACAACACCACCAACACUUCACUAAGCCAGGACCUGGGCCUGUUGCAAGCCGUCGACGAGCGCCUCUCCUGCUACGGAUGGCAGACCAACACGAGCAUCAAAUUCGUGAUUGUCGUUGACAUGAUGGGACGUCCUCCCAACAGUUCCGAUCCAUCUUCUUCACUCUCACCGCUCUCUCCAACCGAGGAAAAAGACAGCAAGCGUAACAAGCUGCCCGCCGUUAUGGGGCUACGAGAUGCCGAUUUGAGACCCGCCUUUCGUGCCGUCCAGACCGCAUAUAUCCAGUUGAUGCUCAAUCCUUUCUACACUCCGGAUGAUCGCACUCCUCUACAGAUCGCCAACUACGGGGCCAAGAGCCCGGAGAUCACAAGUAAGAAGUUCAUCAAUGAAUUGCAGAGGAUAGGGAAAGUCUGGACGCCUGGGAUCGCAAGUGUGUGA
Exophiala bonariae is the source of this 603-nucleotide messenger RNA. RefSeq lists its product as uncharacterized. The coding region runs from base 1 to 603 and encodes 200 amino acids. NCBI's taxonomy places the organism in Eukaryota, Fungi, Ascomycota, Eurotiomycetes, Chaetothyriales, Herpotrichiellaceae. The record is from RefSeq and is a predicted model, not a curated record. The transcript is spliced from 2 exons. Gene Ontology annotation, cellular component: TRAPP complex; cytoplasm; nucleus. Gene Ontology annotation, biological process: endoplasmic reticulum to Golgi vesicle-mediated transport.